Messenger RNA from Coregonus clupeaformis (lake whitefish), 2861 nucleotides. Its product is annotated as fermitin family homolog 1. Lineage: Eukaryota; Metazoa; Chordata; Actinopteri; Salmoniformes; Salmonidae. Gene Ontology annotation, molecular function: integrin binding. Gene Ontology annotation, cellular component: focal adhesion. Gene Ontology annotation, biological process: integrin-mediated signaling pathway; cell-matrix adhesion. The transcript is spliced from 15 exons. Bases 167 to 2170 code for a protein of 667 amino acids. The record is from RefSeq and is a predicted model, not a curated record.
AGGCAAGGCUGAAGCGUCUAAGCUAGCCUACUUCCUUACCUGUGUGUAUGGGGCGGGUACCUGUCCUGAGCGAACGGGACAGCAGACCGCAUGAGACCGCACCAUACCACACACUCCACAGAAAAAAGUAUAGAAAAGAGGUUUCAAACUUUUAUCAAGCAGGGCCAUGAUAAACACGGCAGAGUAUGGCAACAUGUCGUGGGAGCUGUCAGUCCAGGUGGACCAGAAAGAUGGAGAUGAGGGCAUGAGGUUUAAACUCAGAGUCAAGGGAGACCUGCACAUUGGAGGACUCAUGCUCAAACUGGUGGAGAAGAUCAAGGCCCCUCAGGACUGGUCAGACCAUGCUCUGUGGUGGGAGAAGAGAAGCUGUUGGCUGCUGAAGACCCACUGGACCCUGGACAAGUAUGGUGUCCAGGCAGAUGCUGACCUGCGCUACACCCCCCAGCACAAACCCCUGUGCCUGCAGCUGCCCAACAUGAAAACAGUCAAACUUACCGUCAGCUACUCUGCCGUCGUCUUCAAGACCGUCGCAGAGAUCUGCAGAGCACUCAACAUCAGGAGGCCAGAGGAGCUGUCUCUGCUGAAGCCUCCAGAUAACCCGUCCAAGAAGAAGAAUAAGAAUAAGAAAGACAAGAACCCAGCGCUGGAUGACAUCUUAGACAUGGACAUCAUCAAUGGAGGCUCUGGGGGAACAGGCAGUCCCUUGUACAGUAAGACCAUGGUGCCCACCUAUGACCCAGAGAACGGGACUCCAGCCUCGGCCACCAGCCUGUGGUUUGGGGACAACCCCCUGACCUCCAGCCAGCCCAACCUGCCCCCUGUGGAGCUGGCCAAGAUGUACCAGCAGUUGUCCAUGGUGGACAAAGCCAUCAUCAACGCAGGGUGGCUGGACUCCUCCCGCUCCUUGAUGGAACAGGGAAUUGGAGAAGAUGACAGACUGCAGCUACGCUUCAAAUACCACUGCUUCUUCGACCUCAACCCAAAGUAUGAUGCUGUGAGGAUAACCCAGCUGUAUGAGCAGGCUCGCUGGUCCAUCCUACUGGAGGAGAUCGACUGCACUGAGGAGGAGAUGCUCAUGUUCGCCUCCUUACAGUAUCACAUAUGCAAGAUGACCAUGUCCACCGAACCUCAGGACUUCUCCAAUGAACCGGAGAUAGAUGAAGUAGAGGCUGCCUUAUCCAAUCUAGAGGUUACACUUGAAGGAAAAACAGACAGAAUAUUGGAAGACAUCACAGAUGUUCCAAAGCUGGCAGACUCCCUCAAGCUGUUCAGGCCUAAAAGACUGGCGUUGCGUCCGUAUAAGGAGUACUGGUUCGUGUUUAAAGACACCACCAUCUCCUACUACAAGAACAAAGAUACAGCUAGCGGAGAGCCCAUAGAACAGUUGCAUCUCCGAGGAUGUGAGGUGGUCCCUGAUGUGAAUGUGACGGACAAGAAGUUUGGUAUCAAGCUGCUGCUCCCAGUGGCUGAUGGGAUGAACGAGGUCUACAUCCGCUGUGACAAUGAGACGCAGUAUGCCAAGUGGAAGGCAGCGUGUACUCUGGCCUCCAAGGGCAAGACCAUGGCUUACAGCUCCUACAGGUCGGAGGUGAAGAACAUACAGUCGUUCCUGCAGAUGAAGAGUCUGGCGCCCCCCCCUGGUCAGGCUGCUCCAGACCUGGAUGCCAUGGAGAUGAACGCUGAGUGCUUUGUCUCUCCCAGAUACACCAAGAGGUACAAGACCAAACAGCUGACAGCGAGGAUCUUGGAGGCCCAUCAGAACAUUGCCAGUCUCUCUCUUAUUGAAGCUAAAAUGUGCUUCAUCCAUGCCUGGCAGUCCCUGGCUGAGUUUGGUAUCAAAUACUACAUUGUCAGGUUCCGAGGCAGUAAAAAGAAUGAGCUGCUGGGUAUCUCCUAUAACCGUCUGAUCCGUAUUGACAUGUCCACUGGCUUGCCUGUCACCACCUGGAGGUUCGCCAACAUGAAACAGUGGAAUGUCAACUGGGAAAUCAGACAGGUGGCCAUAGAGUUUGACCAGAAUGUGUCGAUAGCCUUCUCCUGUGUGAGCUGUGACUGUAAGGUGGUCCAUGAGUACAUUGGAGGAUACAUCUUCCUCUCAACACGCUCCAAAGACCAGAACGAGACACUGGAUGAGGAACUCUUCCACAAACUCACUGGAGGGAAGGAAUGAACCCGGGACAUCAGCUUUCACUUAGUGCCGCUGUCAAGAAAGAAUUGAAAUUCGUUGUCGAUAUGGUUUUGUAGGUUACAUCAAUGAUUUGUUCAUAUUGUAAAUUGCAGAGAAAAGUAGACGUCUUUGUCACUAUAUUUCAUCCCAAGACCAUCUCUACAGGAUGGGUAGACCAUCUCUACAGGAUGGGUAGACCAUCUCUACAGGAUGGGUAGACCAUCUCUACAGGAUGGGUAGACCAUCUCUACAGGAUGGGUAGACCAUCUCUACAGGAUGGGUAGACCAUCUCUACAGGAUGGGUAGACCAUCUCUACAAGGCCACUUCGUCUGACGGUUAGGCCUGGCCUACUGCUUUGAAUGCAUGGUCCAUCUGCAGAGACAGCAAUUAAUUCAGUACAUGGGCUGUACAUCUUGUCACCUGUUUGACUUGGUGUAGCCUAGUCUUUGAAUUCAAUGUUGAAGGCUACUUUCACAAUCAAUGUAUCAGACUGUUCAUUGCCCUGUUUUAUACAUAUUACUUGUAUGAUGUUUUAGAAUGUAACGUUUGCAAUUUUAUUACAAGUCCAACAGAAUUUCUGAGAUAUUUCUGGUGGUGGGUUAUUAUCAUGUUGAACGAGACAUUUGUUUUCAGAGAAAACACUGGAAUUUCUGUUGACUGAGAUGCAUUGAAAUAAACUUUUGGUCAGUUGUU